CCGCGCGGGCAGGACAUGGAUAAGGAUGAGAUCCACCUGCGCAGGCUGCCGCCCGCAGCGCCCUGGGCACCGCGUAAGGACGCAGCCCGCGACUUCCACGGGGUGGAAUUCCUGCCAGAAGAUCACCUCGAGGCCCCAAGCAAGACGGGCAUGAGGAUGAACGAAAAAUACUCCUGCCUGCCUGAUGAGGACAAGGGGAUACACAUCAUCAACAUCCGAGCUAUUGAGGAUAUUGGCUAUGUCCAGCAUGAAAGUACAUUGUUAAAUUCCCUCUCUAGAAAUCCAGAUGCGGACUGCAAAUAUGGACUUUACUUUAGAGAUGGCAAGAGAAAAGUGGAUUACAUUCUGGUUUAUCAUUACAAGAAAUCUUCAGUGGGGAGGACGCUCGCUCGGAGAAUUCAUCACAAUGAUUCAAGUGCCCGGAGCAACAAGCAGGAUCAGCCCCUUCCUGGGAAGGGAGUGCACCUGGAGAUGGAAAACGAGCCUCAUGUAGACUACCAUGAGGAUGACAAGAGGUUUCGCCGGGAGGAGUAUGAAGGAAACCUCAUGGAGGCUGGUCUGGAACUGGAACGAGAUGAGGAUACAAAAAUCCAUGGGGUUGGAUUUGUAAAAAUACACGCACCGUGGAACGUGUUGUGUCGGGAGGCAGAAUUUCUUAAGCUCAAGAUGCCCACAAAAAAGAUGUAUGAGAUCAACCAGACCCAUGGUCUUCUGAAAAAGAUUAAUUCUGUCAUUCAAAAAAUAACAGAACCCAUCCAACCCAAAGUAGCUGAACACAAACCACAGACAGUGAAACGCCUCUCCUACCCAUUCUCCAGAGAGAAACAACACUUAUUUGAUUUGUCUGACAGAGAUUCCUUUUUUGACAGCAAAACUAGAAGCACUAUAGUUUAUGAAAUAUUGAAAAGAACGACAUGUACCAAAGCAAAAUAUAGCAUGGGGAAAGGAGAGGGAAGAAAGAAGGAAACUGCACUUUUAAAUAAAAGACGAAAAUGUGGUAAAUAUGGGAUCACCAGCCUGCUUGCCAAUGGAGUUUACAGUGCUGCAUAUCCUUUGCAUGAUGGUGACUAUGAAGGUGAAAACGUUGAACCUAAUGACAGAAAACUCCUGUGUGAGGAGUGGGCGAGCUACGGAGUCUUUUAUAAAUAUCAGCCCAUUGACCUGGUGAGAAAAUACUUUGGAGAGAAGAUUGGACUAUAUUUUGCAUGGCUGGGAGUUUAUACACAAAUGCUUAUUCCAGCUUCAAUUGUGGGGAUUAUUGUUUUCCUUUACGGCUGUGCGACAGUGGAUGAGAAUAUACCAAGUAUGGAAAUGUGUGACCAGAGAAACAAUAUCACCAUGUGCCCCUUGUGUGACAGAACGUGCAGUUACUGGAAAAUGAGCUCUGCUUGUGCAACUGCUCGUGCAAGUCAUCUGUUUGAUAACCCUGCAACUGUCUUCUUCUCUGUCUUCAUGGCUCUCUGGGCUGCGACGUUCAUGGAACACUGGAAGAGAAAACAGAUGCGUCUCAACUACAGGUGGGACCUGACUGGGUUUGAGGAGGAGGAGGAGGCAGUCAAGGAUCAUCCAAGAGCAGAAUAUGAAGCCAAAGUUUUAGAAAAAUCAUUGAGAAGAGAAUACAAACAUAAAGAGACAGAUAAAGAAAAACUCACGUGGAAGGAUCGUUUUCCUGCCUAUUUCACUAACUUUGUUGGCAUUCUCUUCAUGGUUGGGCUGACAUUUGCUAUCGUGUUUGGAGUCAUAAUAUACAGGAUCUCAACUGCAGCAGCCUUAGCUAUCAGUUCAACUCCAUCUGGCCGGUCAAGCGUCAGGGUCACCGUCACUGCCACCGCUGUCAUUAUCAAUUUGGUCGUCAUCAUCAUCCUGGAUGAGGUGUAUGGCUGCAUAGCAAGGUGGCUCACUCAGAUCGAGGUUCCAAAAACCGACAAGAAUUUUGAAGAGCGUCUGAUUUUUAAGGCUUUCCUCCUGAAAUUCGUCAAUGCCUAUACGCCCAUUUUCUAUGUCGCUUUUUUCAAAGGCCGAUUUGUUGGACGUCCAGGAGACUAUGUCUACAUUUUCCACUCCUUCCGCAUGGAGGAGUGUGCUCCUGGUGGCUGUCUGAUGGAGUUGUGUAUCCAGCUCAGUAUCAUCAUGUUGGGCAAACAGCUGAUUCAGAACAACUUAUUUGAGAUUGGCAUCCCAAAAAUGAAGAAAUUUAUAAGAUACAUGAAAUUAAAGCGUCGACGUUCUCUAGAUCAUGAAGAGCAUGUGAAAAAAAAGCAACGUUAUGAGGUGGACUAUAACCUGGAACCUUUCGCUGGACUUACCCCUGAAUAUAUGGAAAUGAUUAUUCAGUUUGGGUUUGUAACCUUGUUUGUUGCGUCCUUCCCCCUGGCUCCACUGUUUGCUUUGCUGAACAACAUCAUUGAAAUACGUCUCGAUGCAAAAAAAUUUGUUACUGAGCUGAGGAGACCGGUAGCAGUCAGAGCAAAGGAUAUAGGAAUCUGGUAUAAUAUCCUCAGAGGUAUAGGAAAGCUUGCAGUCAUAAUAAAUGCAUUUGUGAUCUCAUUCACAUCUGACUUCAUUCCACGCCUCGUGUACCUGUAUAUGUACAGUGAGAAUGGCACCAUGCAUGGCUUCGUGAACCAUACUCUAUCCUCUUUUAAUGUCAGCGAUUUUCAAGCAGGAACAGCUCCAAACGACCCUAUGGAUCUUGGCUACGAGGUCCAGAUAUGCAGAUAUAAAGAUUACCGAGAACCACCUUGGUCUGAAAACAAGUAUGACAUUUCAAAGGAUUUCUGGGCUGUCUUAGCAGCAAGAUUAGCAUUUGUGAUAGUUUUCCAGAACUUGGUCAUGUUUAUGAGUGACUUUGUUGACUGGAUUAUCCCAGACAUUCCCAAGGACAUUAGUCAGCAGAUUCAUAAAGAGAAAGUUCUCAUGGUGGAGGUCUUCAUGAGAGAAGAGCAAGGGAAGCUGCAAAUGCUAGAAACGUGGAAAGAUAAGGACACGAAAAAAGGUGAAAACUGUAACAGUCACAGCCCCAGACUCUCCAAGAGCCAUAGUGGGAGCUUGUCCUCCUGCCACUCGUAUCCUGUUGACGUAUAGAAGAGCAGGGAGUUGAGCAUCUUGGGGCAUUCCACUGACGAACAGGCCAUCAUGGAAAAGACAGGACUUGGUUAAUGAUGGACAACCUGGUGCAUGCUUAAGGAUGUGCUGCAGUUUUGCGCCCCUCUUUGUGAGAAAUGCUCUUCUUGCAAAUAUGGAGGACCACGUUCUAUUUCAGAUCUUUUAUUUUUAUUUUUUUCCUUUUGCACAAGCAGUAACGCAGGGAAUUUUUAUAUUUCAUUGUUAGAUAACACUGUUGAUGUUGGUGUGCAUUAAUAAAUGCAGAUACUUAGUACAUUUUAAUAGAGAUAUUCUCUGAGAAUUUGACCUUAGCCUAUUAAGUAAAAGGUAAAUUUUAAGUAAUAAUACUACUAAUAACAUAUUUUUGGAACCCCAGGCUUGAAGGUCUGGGGCGCAACUCUGCAAAGUAUGUGCAAGACAGUUCUACAGUGUACCCUAGUAUUCCCUUUGGCAGGAAGAGAGAAAUGCUGUUAAGCUCACCAGGCUAAUUCACUUUUGAAGAUAUGGUUUAGCUCUGCUGGCAGACUUCUGUAUUUGAACCCACAGGUCCAAGACGAGCAAAGCUGCCAUUGAGUCAGCUAAGGUGUAGGGAGAAGGAAAUGUGUGGGGUGCUCAGAAACCUCAGAAGAUUGCAACAAAAUUGAAUGCCUUUAUCUUCACCCCAGUUCUGUGACCAUGGAAAGCUGCUCGCUUACUGGAAAAGCUGUUUUUACCAACAAACAGCUAAUGUGGAUGAAACUACCCAAGUGCCCCAGCCCACAUCAUAGGCAUUUGAGUGAGCCCCUUGAGAUGUACGAGUAGCAAUGUGGCAGCAGCCCAGUUCCUGAGGACCUCCCAGCAGGUAGACUCUCAUAGCGCAUUGUUAACUGCCCUGAGUUAAUGAGCACAUGCAGAGCUUCAGUGUCUCUCACUGCCCUGCCUAGAACUUGGACACUGUUGUUCCUAAGGAGUCACACAUUUUUCCUCGCUAUAGUAGCACAUCCCUUCCUUAGCCAGGUUUUUCCCUAUAGUCCUCUGUUUUCUGUGGGAGAAGGCAGUCUGCACCCAUUCUUCUUGGCCAGUUGCCCCUUCAGACUUGUUCUGUUGCAUGGCAUCUCCCAGAAGCUAUGCCAAAAGGGGUAAAUCCAAAGAUGUUGUCUUCAGUGGAAGUUUUGCCUGCAUUGGGGCUACAGGACCAGACCUUCAGUUACAGGACUUUUAUUUUGUCUUAAAAUACUCUAGCUUUUGUACAAGAAAGUUCCUUAAAGUGUAAGUCUAAAGCUCUUAAUUAUGAAGCCUAUCUAAAUCUCAUCAGUGCAACUCUUUUCAUGUAUCGUACAUUUUAGUUUUGCUUUGUCAAUGAUAAACUGCACUUCUGAGUAAUAUUGGUGCAAUUAAUCUCAUUUCUUUUAUUGCUGUCUUGUCAAUGGCACUUACAUAACAAAGAUAAAACUGAAGAAUAAAAUCUAAAGAUGUUCUUUAAAGUCUAACUACUGUACGGUUUGUUGCAAAACCAAACGUCGAGACUGUUUUCAAGUAAAGCUUGUUUCUCUUCCAUUUCUUUUUUCUUUGCCAAACUAAUUUAAAGAUUAAUGCUAGAACCUUAAAAAUGCCAUAUUUAGCUUUUUGCUAUAUUUAUUUGUUUUAAAGUAUGUGAUGAAUCUGAUAUUUUU
Molecule: messenger RNA, 4757 nt
Organism: Nothoprocta perdicaria
Lineage: Eukaryota; Metazoa; Chordata; Aves; Tinamiformes; Tinamidae
Gene: ANO1
Product: anoctamin 1
Exons: 27
Coding region: 16-3084 (1022 amino acids)
Biological process (GO): chloride transmembrane transport
Cellular component (GO): plasma membrane
Molecular function (GO): chloride channel activity; protein dimerization activity
Source: RefSeq, a predicted model, not a curated record